Mauremys reevesii (Reeves's turtle) is the source of this 8599-nucleotide messenger RNA. RefSeq names its product caspase recruitment domain family member 19 (gene CARD19). NCBI's taxonomy places the organism in Eukaryota, Metazoa, Chordata, Testudines, Geoemydidae. Gene Ontology annotation, biological process: regulation of apoptotic process. Gene Ontology annotation, cellular component: mitochondrion. The transcript is spliced from 7 exons. The coding region runs from base 555 to 1067 and encodes 170 amino acids. The record is from RefSeq and is a predicted model, not a curated record.
ACUGCUGGGGGUGCAGCAGCACCCCCUGGCUUGAAGCGGUUUCCAUCAUAUACAGGAUUUACAGUUUGGUUCAAUGGCUCUCAGCACCCCCACAAUAUAAAUUGUUCCAAUGUCACUGCCUGGAUGACUAGUUUGCCUCAGAUUACUGUAACAUUACAAAGAGAAGUCCUAGGUCCAGGAGGAGCUGUAAUGAAAGCACAUGGCCGUUGUAUAAACUCCAAAGUGAUCCUUUGGAUUUGUACUGGGUUUAUUUUACAGGCAUGAGGUGUUGGAGGAAUUCUGAGCCUCUUCAUAUCCUGGGGAGAUGAGAACAGGAAAUCCCAGGUAAGCAGAGACCCAGAAAAUCUACUACAGUGUUUCUGCAAUAGACUGUUUCAUCUCAAUUUGGUCUCAGCUACCCAUCUGACUGUGUAUUGCAAGGCACAAAAAUACCCAAAAGAGAACAGAUGGACCAGAGGACUGCAAGCAAGUUACUCCACAGAUGAGAGCCAAAAGACAGUGAUUGACAAGGGAAAAAGUCAGAUCCAUCUUACUGUGAUCGGCUGAGGCAGGACAUGUACUUUCUCACGAGAAAUGGCAGACUGAGCGAGCACCUGGUUGAUAAAAUUAUUCUUCAGCUAAACAGAGUUUAUCCCCAAAUUCUCACCAAUAAAGAAGCAGAAAAGUUCAGAAAUCCAAAGGCAUUGCUUCAUAUUCGGUUGUCAGAUCUUAUAAGCCACCUACAAAAGAAAGGAGACAAACACUGUCAAGAAUUUUACAGGGCUUUACAGAUCAAUGCCGAACAACUGUAUAAUGACUUGCCAAGCAGGAAAAUCCUGAAAACCUCAGCUUCCACAGGGAUAGACACAGACAAGGAGAACUAUAUUCUAACUGACAGGGGUCCCAUGUUCUUCCUUGCUUGCUUUAGUGUUGCUGCAGGAUUAGCAUUGUUCAUGUACUGCUGGAACCCAGAUCCAAAAGUUAUAGGAGGAGCCAAGAAAAUAUUGGGAUUUUCUCCUAUUAUCAUAGGAAGACAUGUUAGAAAUAUUUGCAUGGUAUACAUGGAAGAUACAUCAAGGAAAAAUUAAGGAAAAGCUGCUUCUUCAGUCUUCUGUUCUGUAUACCUGCCAAUGGAAAAACAAAUAUAUAUACAGACACUUUAUAUUAUACCAAAGAUUUAGUUAACGGCUUUAGCAGUAAAUAUGCUGCUUCAAGGUGCUUUCAAAUGGUCAACUCUAUAUGAACUUAUGGAAAUGGAUCAUUUAUUUUUGUAAAUGCUUCUUUUAAAAUAUUUAUCAUUUGGGUAUGAAUGUUUUUAAUACACACCUUAAAAGGAUAUCCUAAGCAAUUAUAGCUCUUAAGCCAUGUUUGUGUAUUUGUGUUUUAUAUUGGUGUAGAGGAACACAGCAGUUUAAAGGAUGUAAUUCUAUCUCUUUUUACUGGUUCAUUUAAUAAUGACACUUAAAAAAACCAAAGCCUUACUAAGAAAUGGACCUGAUCUUUUGUGUCAGGAUUGUCCAUUCCCAUCUGUAUUCUUUAUACUACAUGAGUACAUGGGCACUGUCCCUACAAGGCUCAUCACUAGCUGGUUCAGUUUGUGUGUAUUCAAAACCUUGCAAGGUUUCCUGACUGCCAUGCUCUGGAAACUGUCUGUUAUCAUUGUUAUAUUGAGCAAGGGUAGGCUUCAAACAAUGACCCUUUGACUCUGUGGGAUGGCAGAACUAUCAAGCUUUUGAAGUACCAAGUAGGUUUUUCAGAUUUACAUAAUUCUUUCCUUUCCAGGGAAGUUUGUUUAGUUUUGGUAUAGCCAGGGAAACUUAAAUAGUCCAGCAUAUUUGACAGGGACUUCAGAAAUAAUAAUCAAAGCUGCAUGACGUGUUUUUGUUUAUGGCUGAAAAUAUGUAUUUUAACAUGAAGUACUGUAAGAUUUUCUAAGGUGGCUUGAUCACAUAUUGUUUCUUCUGUGGGUAAAAUCUUGAAAAACUUGCGCAAGUCUUUCUUAACACAUCAAGAGUUGGUGUCAGGCUAAAGCAUGUGUGGGAAGUACAGGGAGACAGGACUGAAAAUAAGAUUUGAGGGGGAGGUUGUUUGUUUGUUUUUGCAUUUUGGGCCCAAUCCUGCACUCAUUGAUGUCAGUAGGAGUCUUCUUUCCUCCUGCUCCUUCUUCCCGCCUGGGGUCUUUCUGUUCCUGAACCUGGCUACAAGUAGUGACGGCUACAGUGGGUGGGUUCUCUUAUGACCUACUCCAGAGUACAAAAGAAACUGGGGAGAUCCUUCCCCAAACUGCUUGGUAGGGCGAUCUCUUCACUGGCUCCACCUUCACGGGAAUGUUUUGCCCAUCAAUUUUAACUUAAUAGCCAUUCCUUGAUAUUCCUUUGUAUCCCCAAUGGACACAGUUAAUCAUAGUAACAGGUAUUGGCUUUGUGUGUUUCUGAUUCUAGAGUCUUUCAAGGUUCACUCUCAAGUACCCCAGUCUUAGGGCUUUCUAAGGAAAGUUAUACCAAUAUAAGCUAAGGUGUGGAUUUAAAUCACUAUAGUUAUGCCUGUAUAACUCCCUGGGUGGAAUAAGAGUGGGAUUUUUGGGUUUAUGGGAUCUUAUGUCCCGUUAGAAAGGGAUGAAGCUAAUCUAAUAUUUUUUUAAAAAGCCUCUCAUUCUGAAAUAAGUCUCCCCAGGGGGAAUUGUACUGGUAUAACUAUGGCGGUUUAACUAUACUGGUAUAAUUAUACCAAUAUAAUUGGUAAAAGGUCCUGUGUAGACAAACCCCUAACUGUGAAAUUUCCCACCCCCAGAGAACAGAUUUCUAGGACUACCCCUGAACUAUGGUUGCAUCUUAGGGCAAAACCUAUAUGCACGUCCUGUUUCACCACAUUUAGAGCAGUCUCUGCCCAGUCCCAUCUUUCUGAAAAAUGGGACAAGUCUCAGAACCCCCUGCCCUUAUGGCCACCCAUAUGGUGGGGCCCAUUCUUUCCAAUGUGGUAAUAUAAGGUUCUGUAUUGUCUCCUGGCAUCAGGUGUGUCAUCUCAGGGCCUUUCCACACUGGAAUCUGCUAGGACUCCAUCUCUUUAAGAGUCUUGAACAUUGCAGCCCUUUCUUCAUGUGGCUGGGCCCUCCCUGUUCUGUUGAUCUUCCUGAAAUCUCUGGAACUUGUCAGCCUGUGGAGUGUCAUCUGUCCGAUGCCUCCCUUCUGUCCCAGCCCACUGAGCAGCAAGCCACUUUAGUAUUGCCCUUGGUCAGGUGGGUCACCGAACAAUCUUGUCUCUGGUUUAGCAGCUGCCCCUAGAGGAUUCAGGGUUUAUACUUCAUCCCAAUCCUUAACUUCUGCUCUGUACCUAAGGGUGGAUAGACAAGAUCCGUGGUCAAGCUCCUCCAGCACCCCCAGCAAGCAUCUCUUCUGACAUCUUGAUGGGUAGAUGUCCCCACCACCACCCAAAGAGUAGUAAGAAGUUGUACAAAGGUCCUGGGCUGUUUAGUUUUUGACAGUAAUCUCCAAUGCUUUGAUUAUACCUUCCCCUUAUCUAAUGCAAAGUGGACUUUUUCCCAUUUAGAAACUAAGUGACAUCCCAUGCAUGACCCCCUAUGGCAAAGGGCCUGGAUGAAUGGGUUGGCUUAUAUAACACUAGUGUUCCAGUCAAUCAGCUUGGGAGGGGAAAAAGGCUGGAGCAGCAAUAACCAACUAACUAACCAGUCAAAACACAUCCCAGGGGUUGUCGACAUUAACAGUUUGAUUAUGCAGGUCUUAGUUAGCACCUACUGCUAGUUCUUCACCACCCCACCACCCCCGCCCCACCUCCUUACUGACUGUGUGAUCUCCUCUUCCUACUAUUUGAACAGUUUCCUGUGGCCUUACUGGGCUCACUUGGUGCAGUCCUUAGUGUCCUCUUGUAAACAAUACCUGGUUCCCUGGUGUGUGGGUAUUUGGGCUGUAAUCUCCCAAACCUAUAAACUAAACCCUGAAGGAAGAGGGGGAAAAAGUCACCCAGUAGAAACCUGGCAGCCUCUUCAGGUAUUUGACUAUCCUGUCACAUACACCAGUCAAUAUUCAUGGGCCCUGCGUGCCCACCAAUGGCUAUGGCCCUGAUCCAGCAAGGGCUGUAAGCAUGGGCCUAGCCUUAAUCAUGGGAGUAGUUCCAUUGAUGCCAAUGAGAUUACUCCUGUGUUUAAGUGCCUUCCUGAGUUGGGGCUUUUACCAGAAAAUCUGUAAUUUUUUCCCAGUAUCUGAGUUUCAGAGCCCCCUAAGAAGGUAGUAACAACAGGAUAGUUUAUACCUAAGAAUUCAUCGGACUCUUCAGUCUGAUCAUCUUACUCCAAAGAGAACAGCCUGCAUUAUCCUCUUAGAAACAACUGAUCUUGUAAUACAUUGUUUGCUUCCGAGACAAAUUUCACGAGAGGCAAUAGCGGGCCUGGGGAGGAGAGGGGGACACAGAACCAGAUUUCUGAAUAACAGACCCCCUUUGGCACCCUCAAAAUAUUUGUGACCAAUUGAGGAAGGGCUGAAAUAGGGCCCAAAGGGACCCCAUUUCUCCCCCUACUGAUGUCAGUCGGAGUUUUUCCAUUGCAGUGGAUGGGAGCAGAAGCCAGCCCUAACUAGACAGCAUUGUUUGUCUAUUACAUUUCAAAAACUCUGUGUUUUCAGUGGUGUAACUACCUUAACUUCACCAGAGGAGCUCCUCAUUUACAUACACAUACAGCAAGGUCCGGAGUGGAUCACAGGUCUAUUUAAAUAUAUAACAUAAGAUGGACAUGAAUAAAGAUUCUGUGUAAAUGAAAUAACAUCAUUUGCCCUUACCCGGCAGAGCAGUAUGUUUAGAUGUUUUUUCUUCCAUCUGCCCCAUCGUCUCUCAUGUCUAUUUUGAUCUAAUAGCCACAAGGUCAGGAAAUCUUAUUAUAGGAAAAACUGUGUGAGUGUUUGCAGCAUUUCCUGUAGAAUUGCCAUGAUAAUGUCGUCAGUGAGCACAACCCACAGUUCUGCUGCCAGAGCUGCACACUGAUCCAGCAUUGUGCCUACCUCCAAGUUGGAAAGUGCUUUAAUUAUAUUCUGUUCUUCCUGUGUCUUGCCCUGUAGUUAACGUCAGAGCGAUUUUUUUCCCAGCACACCAUCUCUAAUUUAUAACCAAAUGUGACUCUCCAUGUGCUGCUUAAAUCCAGCAGUGGCUCCUCUCUAAGGAAACUGAAAUAAAAUGCUUCUGAAAUGCAAAAGGGUUUUAAAUCUUCAUGCCAAAACUGGAUUGGAAACCUCAUUAGAGUGAGAUGAUUUCUGUUUAUAGCAAAAGCACUAUACAAAAUAGGGUCCUCUCCGACAGCCACAUCUCAUUUUAAUGCAAAUACAACAGCCUCGUUACUAGUAAGCAGCUUCUCUGUGUCUAGAUUAUCCAACCUAGUGUUCCCUGGACAAAAAAAUUUAAAUUGGGAUUUGGUAUGAGUUAUUGUUGAAAUCCUACAGAAAGAAUUAGCAUCUCAUAUGCUUUGAAGGCCAGAUUCUGCCACACUGGUAGAGUACUCUACCAGCAAUCCCGCUGAAAUACCCAUGGAGUACUCAAUGUAAGCAUGGCAGAAUCUGCUCCUGAUAGGGGAUAGGGCCUAGAACCUCAAAGCUAUUUAGGUGCCUAACUUCCAUUGAAAUCAGUGGGAUGUAGGUGCCUAAAUAGCGUUGAGGAUUGGGGCUUGCGUUCUUUAAAGAAAAUGGCUUUGAUCAUCCUUUGCAAUCAUGAGGGAUUGGCAUAUUUACUAAUGGCUAAGGUUGUAUUCUUCCCUUUUUGAGAUCUACUGAGAUGAGGUUACUAUCACAAAUAAAAUCUCCUGGGAAGGACAACCAUCAGAUUCCCAGCUACUAGGUCUGGAGACGUGCACCCUGGAGCAGGAUUUGGCUGUAAAUCUUAACACACAAGGUAAAAUUUUUCUUAUGCUUCUGUUUUCAGGACAAACUUAUUUUUGGUCCGAUAUGGUCAGUUGAAGAACCCCAAGAGUAAAUUACUUGUUCUGUGUCUGCUGUUUCUUGCAUUACUUGUAAAUGGAAACUGAUGGUUACUUUGUAUGGAUAAAUGUAAUUUUUACACAGUGCAUUGCACAAUUACUGUAUGCAGUGUCGUAGCGAGACAAGGUGGCUGAGGUAAUAUCUUUUACUGAACCAACUUCUGUUGGAAGUUUGUCUCGCUCCCCAACAGGUGUAGGUCCAAUGAAAGUUAUUACCUCACCCACCUUGUCUCUCUUGCACAAUUACUGUAGUAGGUUUUCUCCCACCACCGCCACCCCACCUUUCUGCUUCCCAUAAAGAGGGUUUGAGGAAACAGAAGGUUCCACGUAAUUUUGUAACUUUAUAGGGAUGGAGUCCUUUUCUUAAACAGUUCUUCAUUCAAGAAUGGAUACCAAGCGAUAGCUCACUUCUUUGUGCAAUGUGCUUGUAUAGCAAACACACAGCAUAUAUUGGUUUUUCCAUGCCCGGAGCCAUAGGAAGUGGAUAGGCUAGCCCUUUGGAAGUCAUGAAUUCUGUGGUGUCCUUCCACAGAAGGGAAAUUUAGGUUGGAUAUUAGGAAAAACUUUGCAACUAGAACUUUCUAACAGUAAGGAUAGUUAAGUACUGAAACAGAUUAAUAGUGGAGGUGUGGAAUCCCCGUAAUUGGAGGUUCUUAAGAACUGGUUAGACAAACACCAGUAAGGGCUGAUCUAUGUAUUCUUAAUCCUGCCUCAGUGUGGAGUGAUGCACUAGAUCUGUGGUUCUCAAAUUUAUUUGAUUGCUCCUCCAUUCUUUGUGUCUGUAGUGUAUGCCUCCCCUACAGGGUGCUUGGCCAGCAGUCACCACUCUCCUGCAGCCCAGCUCCAAAGGCAGAGCAGAGAGCAGCGGCUGCUGGCCGGACUCCCAGCUCUGCCAGCAGCAGAGAAGUAAGUGUGGCAUGGGAUGGCACUGCCACCCUUACUUCCGUGCUGCUCCUGCUGAUGGCGCUGCUCUCAGCAGCCACCACUCUCCAGCCACCCAGCUCUAAAUGGGCACAGUAAGUUUUUUUUUCCCCUAAAGCAUCUCAUGCUCCCCAGAAUCCAUUCUGCCCCCGCCCACAGGAGUGCAUCCCCCAGUUUGAGAACCUCUCGACCAGAUGACCUCUUGAGCCCUACAUUUCUAUAAUUCUAUUAUUAUUGUUUUACUUGACAUCAAUAAAGUUAUGUUUUGGAUCACUCCAUCUAUUUGGAGAGUGCCAAAUCCCCCUUCAAACCCAGAAUAAACUGCCUGCCAUUAAUGACUCAAACUGACAUAUUUAGGCCCUAUUCCUGCAAGGAUUUGCACACAUGCUUAACAUUCUGCAUAAGGGGGAUAGUCCCACCUGUGUAAAUUUAAGCAGUGGUUAAGUGCUCGCUGGAUCAAAGCUUACUUUCUAAAUUAUAGUGGGUUAUUACAUUGUGAAAAUUGUUCCUGUGUGUCUGCUAAAGAUUGAUUAUAGCUCAGCCGUGUUUUCAGCAUCCUCCAAACUAGUCAAAGUAAACUGACUAUGCAUAGGACUGUUUAGAGAAGGAAGAAAUCUGCUGUCCCUUCAUGCCUGAAGCCUUAGCCUCAUGUUACAGUAGCAUUGUGGAAUGGGGGGACAUUGCCCAGCAUAUUAAAUCACUGAUUUAGUGGUGGCACAAUACACCCCUCCAAAAACAAACAAACCCUCUGCAUUGUCGUGGUCUUAGCAGCCUUGCAGAGCACAGCUUUGCAAAACGACACCUUUUCUGUUGCUUUUAGAUUUGUGUGGGUGCAGCCGAGGGGAAAUAAGGCAGGUUUGCCCCCCAAAGUGCAUGCAGUCCCAUCCAAAUGAUUGCUGACACUCUGGGGAACUUCUUUUUUCCUCUGAUUUCUGUCAUGAAUGGGCUAUAUGAUUUAGAUCAAAACUGAACUGCCUCCAAUUGCCUCAGUCGUGAUGUCAAACAUACCCAGAUUCAAGGAAAAGAGGUAGGCAAUAGCCUGAUCUUUAAUCCUCUAAAUAAAGCAAGCGAGCAGACUGCAUGUAAAUAGUUAAACCAGGCUGACUGGGCCAUCUGUAGCCACAGGGAAUGGAAAACAAAACGACACAUCCCACAGUAGGUUUGCACAACUCCCUUUGAAGGGAAUCACUGCACUAUUUAAAGCAUGACAUGUCUGCAAGCGAGAACGAUAUUAAAGUGAUCAUUCACUCAGGAACGUACUGGGUUACCUUACACCUUUAGCUGGGCUUCUCAAAGCCACGUAGGAGAUUUGGCUACUCAAUUCCCAUUGAAAAGUUCAGCUUUUGUGUCAUUUUUGUAAUACUGUAUGUAAAUAUCACUUGUGGCUUUGUUUUGGAGUUUUGUGUACAGUAAUAGCAAAGUAAUCAUAAAAUAUUAAUAAGGAAUCUUGCAAUCUUAAUUUUUUUAAUUGGGGAAUUGUAUAGACAGCCAUUAGUCCAGGAAAUUCAUGGAAUUCUUGAAAAGUCUGGCCAGUGUUACUGUUCCACUAAGAAAUGCAAGCUACCUAGUAUACUGCAUGGGUUCGAUAUUUUAUGGUCAAAUAUCCUUGUUCAUAUCUUCUGGUGGUAACGUUUAUAAUGUAUAUGUCAUGUGAGCUAAAGGAAAGUUGUUAUAAAGUAAAAACAUUAAACAAAGUUGUUUAUUCAAAUUAAAUUUUAAGAAUUUAAA